Babesia sp. Xinjiang is the source of this 651-nucleotide messenger RNA. Its product is annotated as Protein RTF2 -like protein. The transcript is spliced from 4 exons. Gene Ontology annotation, cellular component: nucleus. NCBI's taxonomy places the organism in Eukaryota, Apicomplexa, Aconoidasida, Piroplasmida, Babesiidae. The coding region runs from base 1 to 651 and encodes 216 amino acids. The record is from RefSeq and is a predicted model, not a curated record. Gene Ontology annotation, biological process: site-specific DNA replication termination at RTS1 barrier; mitotic DNA replication termination.
AUGGGAGGCGACGGUGGCAGUAUACCAGGUCGUAUUGACCUGGUUAGAACAUCCGGUUACACAUUCGUCCGCAAUUUAGGAGGGAUGGGAUAUUCUCCUAAUACACAGAUGAAAGCAGCUGACGAACACCUUACCAGUGCGCAGAUACGAGAUUUGCGCUGGAGUACGUGCAGCUUAUCGCAGGAACCUUUAUCACGCCCUAUUAUGGCAUGUCGUGUGGGACUAUUGUACAAUAAAGAGUCUGUUAUCAAAUAUAUUUUGGCUAAGAAACCAUUGGUUUCCAUGCAGCACACUAAGAACUUGAAAGAUUUCAAGGAGGUUAAAUUUCAGGUUGACCCGGACAGCCGUCGGUUCGUAUGUCCUAUUACCCGUACUGAGUUUUGCGCUGCCAAUCGUGGCGUGCUGGUUUGGAAGUGUGGAUGCUGCGUGUCGGAAAAGGCCUUCAAGGAGCUUAUGAAGAGCCAAACAUCGCAAGGGGAAGCUUCUUGCCCGAACUGCAACGCGCCAUUCGUCUACAAUCCGCAGGCGUUCGACCUACAGUCUACGACCCUGGACCCUAUGAGCCACGACAUGGUGAUGCUGGUCCCUGACCAUUCGGAAGAGGGUUAUUUGCGGGCUAAAUUGAUGAAAAAGGGAAAGGGCAGUCGUUAA